UUGUGAAGAAAAAACAUUUGCAAUUUAUAAAAGCCAUAACUUGUUUAUUUGCAGGAAAAUGGAGGAGAUGUGCAGAGUUUGCAUGGUCAAAUCCGGAGCACUCGCAAACAUUUUUGAUGAGACACAAAAAUGGGACACUUGCAUUGCUGACAUGAUAGCCCAGUGUACCGGUUACGUGGUUAGGCGAGGGGAUUCACUGCCAGAAAAAAUAUGCCCGCCUUGCCUUGAGGAUGCAGUGAGUGCAUUCAAUCUUAAGAAAUCCUGCGAGCAGAGCCAUCGACUAUAUUUUCCAGUGAUGGAGCCAGAUGUAGGAGAAGAUCGCUAUGAUAAUCUGGAAGACGAGGACUUUGAAAUUUUGACUUGUGGAAAUGAGCAGUCGAAAAACUGUAAAGCCGAUGAAAUGAUACAAAAAGAUGAUGUGGAUGAGGUUUAUCGGUUCAAAUGUCCUCAUUGUCCGAAAUCCUAUAGGCGAAAAUCAUGUCUGCCACAUCACAUCAGAACGCACACAGAUGAUCGACCCUACAAAUGCUCCUUCUGCUCGAAAUCUUUUCCACACAAAUGCAGACUUGAUGCACACACCCGUAUUCACACAGGAGAUCGGCGCUAUACGUGUUCCGACUGCUCGAAAUCCUUUCAACAAAAAUCACAUCUCAUUGAUCACACCCGUAUUCACACUGGGGAGCGACCAUAUAAAUGUAGUCAUUGUUCGAUGACCUUUUCCCGAGCCGGAGUUCUAAGCGAUCACAUCCGCUCGCAUACUGGUGAUCAGCGCUAUCAGUGCUCAUACUGUAUGAUGCCUUUUAACAACAAACAGAUUUGGAUAACACAUGUACGCACUCACACGGGAGAACGACCCUUCUCGUGCUCUCAAUGUUCGAAGUCAUUCAACCAAAAACACCAUCUCAGCGAACACAUCCUUACUCACACUGAGGAAAAACGUUAUACGUGCUCUUACUGCACAAACACCUUUAAGCAAAAGUCUUAUCUUCGAAAACACAUUCGCAGUCACGCGUGUUCCAAAUGGAUGCACCACCAGAUAGAUAGCCCUUCUAUUGUUUCGACUGCAAUUCCAAAAUGAAGAAACGAUAACGUUAGGUCUCCAAGAGCACACACGUAUAAUGAGCAGAGAUUCGUCACAUGAUUGCGAUAGCCGAAGACAUGUAAGCAAAUUGACUGAAAGUCCCAAAAAUGUAUUGAUAAUUUUAAAUACAAUACAAUUAAUCUGAAAUUGA
Messenger RNA from Drosophila persimilis, 1232 nucleotides. Its product is annotated as zinc finger protein 501. Gene Ontology annotation, cellular component: nucleus. The record is from RefSeq and is a predicted model, not a curated record. The coding region runs from base 59 to 1078 and encodes 339 amino acids. Gene Ontology annotation, biological process: regulation of transcription by RNA polymerase II; central nervous system development. The transcript is spliced from 2 exons. NCBI's taxonomy places the organism in Eukaryota, Metazoa, Arthropoda, Insecta, Diptera, Drosophilidae. Gene Ontology annotation, molecular function: RNA polymerase II cis-regulatory region sequence-specific DNA binding; zinc ion binding; DNA-binding transcription factor activity, RNA polymerase II-specific.